CAGACGGGCCCGGCCGCCGGCGGGACAGGAGCGGCAGGGCCGCCCGCGCCGCGCUCCUGGUGCUGUGCCGGCCGGUGUGCUGCCGGGGGCCCGGCUGUCUGGGCUGCGUCCCCAUGGUCGCUGAGACGGCGCGGGGGCCAGCGGGGCGGCGCGGGGGCCGGAGCGCCUCGGGGCGCUGACGCCAAGAGGCCGCUGGGCCGCCGCUGCCCGGACCCUGGUGCUCCCCAGCUGGAGGAAGCCCCGAUACGCUGAUGGAUCUGAGGCCCUGCUCGCUGCUCCUGCUGUGCACGGUGGUGGUUGCCCUCGCUCUCCUGGCCCCAGAGGUGCUAGCCCAGCGUGUCUACACCAACACCUGGGCCGUUCUGGUCCCUGCAGGGCCCCAGGAGGCGGACAGGCUGGCCAAGAAGCAUGGAUUCCUCAACCUGGGCCCGAUCUUUGGCGACUAUUACCACUUUCGGCACAGUGGCGUAGUGAAGCGCUCGCUCUCGCCCCACCAGCCCCGGCACAGCCGCUUGGCCAGGGAGCCGCAGGUGCACUGGCUGGAGCAGCAGGUGGCAAAGCGCAGGACCAAGCGAGACGUCUUCAUGGAGCCCACCGACCCCAAGUUCCCGCAGCAGUGGUACCUGUACAACACAAACCAGCGGGACCUGAACGUGCGUCAGGCCUGGGAGCAGGGCUACACCGGCAAGGGCAUCGUGGUCUCCAUCCUGGAUGAUGGCAUUGAGAAGAACCACCCGGACCUGGAGGGCAACUAUGAUCCAGGGGCUAGCUUUGAUGUCAACGACCAGGACCCAGACCCGCAGCCCCGCUACACGCAGAUGAACGACAACAGGCACGGCACGCGCUGCGCCGGGGAGGUCGCUGCCGUGGCGAACAACGGGAUCUGCGGCGUCGGCGUGGCUUACAACGCCAGGAUCGGAGGCGUGCGCAUGCUGGAUGGGGAGGUGACUGAUGCUGUGGAGGCCCAUUCCCUCGGCCUCAAUCCCAACCACAUCCACAUCUACAGUGCCAGCUGGGGCCCCGAGGACGACGGGAAGACGGUGGACGGCCCGGCCCGGCUGGCGGAGGAGGCCUUCUUCCGAGGGGUCAGCCAGGGCCGUGGGGGACUCGGCUCCAUCUUCGUCUGGGCGUCCGGGAACGGGGGCCGCGAGCACGACAGCUGCAACUGCGACGGCUACACCAACAGCAUCUACACACUGUCCAUCAGCAGCACCACGCAGUACGGCAACGUGCCCUGGUACAGCGAGGCCUGUUCCUCCACUCUCGCCACCACCUACAGCAGCGGCAACCAGAACGAGAAGCAGAUCGUGACAACUGACCUGAGACAGAAGUGCACCGAAUCGCACACGGGGACAUCGGCCUCAGCCCCCCUUGCUGCCGGCAUCAUUGCCCUCGCCCUGGAGGCAAACAAGAACCUGACGUGGCGGGACAUGCAGCACCUGGUGGUGCAGACAUCGAAGCCGGCGCACCUCAACGCAAACGAUUGGGUCACCAACGGCGUCGGCCGCAAAGUCAGCCACUCCUACGGCUACGGCCUGCUGGAUGCUGGGGCCAUGGUGAGCCUGGCCAAGAACUGGACCACGGUGGGACCUCAAAGGAAAUGCGUCAUCGACAUCCUCACGGAGCCGAAGGACAUCGGGAAGCGCUUGGAGGUUCGGCGGAAGGUGGACGCCUGCUUGGGGAAGGCGAACUAUGUUAGCCGGCUGGAGCACGUGCAGGCCAGGCUGACGCUGUCCUACAACCGACGGGGGGACUUGGCCAUCCACCUCGUCAGCCCCAUGGGCACCCGCUCCACCCUCCUGGCCUCCCGGCCCCACGACUACUCGGCGGACGGCUUCAACGACUGGGCCUUCAUGACGACGCACUCCUGGGACGAGGACCCCGCUGGGGACUGGGUGCUGGAGAUCGAGAACACUAGUGAUGCCAACAACUACGGCACGCUGACCAAGUUCACGCUGGUGCUCUACGGCACGGCGACUGAGUCCCCAAGUCUCUCCAACCAGCUGGAGAGCAGCGGUUGCAAGACGCUGACAUCCAGCCAGACCUGCGUGGUCUGCGAGGAGGGGUACUACCUGCACCAGAAGAGCUGCUUGAAGCACUGCCCGCCGGGCUUCGCGCCCGGCGUCCAGAGCACACACUACACCCUGGAGAACAGCGUGGAGCCCAUCUCGCCCCACCUGUGCCUGCCCUGCCACCCCUCCUGCGCCACCUGCUCGGGGCCCACGGCCAACGAGUGCCUCACCUGCCCUGCACACUCGCACUUCAGCAGCCUCGACCUGUCCUGCUCCCACCAGACGCAGAGCAGCCGUGCGUCGCCUGCCCUGGCUGACGGCGAGGCGCUGACCGAGGCCCCCCCGCCUGCCAACCUUCCCGUCCUCAUUGCCAGCCUCAGCUGCCUCCUCAUCAUCGUCAUCUUUGUCACCGUCUUCCUGGCGCUGCAGCUGCGCUCGGGCUUCAGCCUGCGGGGCGUGAAGGUCUACGCCCUGGACAGCGGCAUCAUCUCCUACAAGGGGCUGCCCUCGGAUGUGUGGCAAGAGGAGGGCCCCUCCGACUCGGACGGUGAGGAGUACGAGGCUCACAGUGAGAGGACUGCCUUCAUCAGAGACCAAAGUGCCCUUUGAUGAGCCCUCUGGCCCCUCCAUCCUGCCCGGCACCGGGGCCGGCCAGGCAGAGGGGCCCGGACUCUGCUCCCGUCCGCUCCCCAGGGCUCCAGCUGCUCCAGAGGCCCUGCUGCCGCCGUCCCGUGCUCGGCACCAUCCUGCGGCAUGGGGCUGCUUCGGGGGCCCCGCUGCCGCCAUCCCGUGUCUGGCACCGUCCUGGGGCCUAGGCUGCUCCUGGGGGCCCCGCUGCCACCGUCCCACACUCGGCACCGUCCGGGGGCCCCACUGUCGCUGUCCCGCACUUGGCACUGUACUGGGGCUCAGGCUGCUCUGGGGGCCCCACUACCGCUGUCCCGUGUCUGGCACCACCCCCUAGCCUGGGCUGCUCCGGGAGCCCUGCUGCUGCUGUCCCAUGUCUGGCACCAUCCCACAGCCUACGCUGAUCCAGGGGCCCUGCUGCUGCCAUCUCUUGCUUGGCACCGUCCUGGCUUUGCACCGCCGAUCCAGGCCCUGUGUCUGUCCUGCACUAGGCGCUGGUGAGGUUGGGGGCCGCGGCGGCCCUCACCGUUGCUGGCCUGCGCUGGCAGCCGGAGCCCUGCCCGGGCGUCUGCUGGCUGGGGUUGCAGCACAGGGCAGGGGGCUCUGCCCUGCGCCAGCUGGGCCACGGGGUCCCUCUGUCCCCGCAGCCCCUGGCACCCGCCUGGCCCCAGCUGCCUCCGUCUGCCCGUGCCCUUCAACAGCAAUAAUGGCCAGGCCUGGGCUGUCACUGCCUGCUUCCCGCUGCCUCCCCCUCCCUGCUGCCACGGCAGGGACGUGGUGCCUCGCUGCCCUGCAGGGCAGUGGGGACGGUGCCCCGGCCCGUGCCCAAUCUGUGCCAUGCCGUGCCGCACCCAGCUCAGCCCUCCACGCACGGGUGUGCUGCCGGUGCCUGGGCACCGCUCGGUGCCGGGGGCAGCUCUGCCCCGUGCUCCUGCCCGUGCGGGGACGUGGCCCUUCCUGCGGCAGCGCCCCAGCACGCUUCCCCUGCCCCCCGACGUGCCUUGCCCCCCUCAGUGACAAUCUGUCUGCCCCUAGUCGGAGCCCCUGGGGCUGGGCCGGGGCCGUGCACCCCCUCCGCAGCCCCCGCGCACGGGGGCUGCGCCGCCCCACAGUGAUGGCGCCCACCGCCAGCCCCGGCACGGUGUCACCCGCCGGGGGCCACAGGACUAUUUUUCUAUAAUAACUUUUUGGUGCACAGUAAUUUUUUCUUGUAAUUUAAUCAGCCAGGAGCUGCCUCCUGAGCCUGUUUUUAAUUUAAUGGAUGUGGAUAUAACGCUAGAGAGACUGAGUUAUUAAAUGUUCAGAACUAUGCAAACCAGC
Messenger RNA from Rhea pennata, 3959 nucleotides. RefSeq names its product furin, paired basic amino acid cleaving enzyme (gene FURIN). The record is from RefSeq and is a predicted model, not a curated record. Gene Ontology annotation, cellular component: Golgi membrane; trans-Golgi network. The transcript has 16 exons. The coding region runs from base 252 to 2621 and encodes 789 amino acids. Gene Ontology annotation, molecular function: serine-type endopeptidase activity. Gene Ontology annotation, biological process: peptide hormone processing. Lineage: Eukaryota; Metazoa; Chordata; Aves; Rheiformes; Rheidae.